Messenger RNA from Nicotiana tabacum (common tobacco), 1002 nucleotides. RefSeq lists its product as uncharacterized. Lineage: Eukaryota; Viridiplantae; Streptophyta; Magnoliopsida; Solanales; Solanaceae. The record is from RefSeq and is a predicted model, not a curated record.
AUGUACUCAUAGACGAGGUCCAUUAUAUCAUAAAAAAAACACAAAUAGAAAUAGUUCACUUUAGCCGAAAUUCCGGUGGUUUAGGGUUACACUUGCAACUAUGUCGACGCCGUGCGCAUGUGGAACUGUGGUGGUGGUGGAGGAUGAAAAAUUGAUGGCUGGGACCUCGUCGCACUCUUCUACGGAAGAGGAGUCGCCUCCUGAGAAGAAAUUGAAACUCUAUAAUGAAAAUAACAAGGAUGAUUUGAAGUUUGAUGAUGAGUCCGGAUCUGAUGGAGAGCAAAAAGGGAAGGAGGAAGAGUCGUUCGGGUAUGAUCCGGAUGAUUGGAUGACGUGGCCAAAUAAGGACGUCUUUAUCAAGUACUUUCAACAGCUUCACGAGAGCGAUGGUUUUGAGUUUGAUGAAUACCCUGGGUCGUGCAUGUUUGCUCCCAUCUACCCCAUGAUCGGAUUUGAACGUUUUCCUGAGUUUGUGGAUGAGAUCAAGGGUUAUGCUUCAAUGGCAAUCAAGAAGUACUUUGGCAAUGAUGGGAAAGAACGCGAUAUUAAGGAGAUUGUGAGGAUAAAUGCUGGUGGUUGUCGUGACUUUACCUACUACAUUACCUUUAAAAUUGACAAUGAUGGGAAUGAAGAAACUUUUCAAGCUAAGGUGGAAGACACGAUUGAGAACACAAUAGAGAUUCCAAUUUGCAGGCGCAAGGUUUAACUUAUUGCUGAAAUAUCUGCAGUUAAUUAUGGCGCUUGGCGCCUCGUGUACAAAACUUUGCUGUCUUUUACUAAAAGAGAGCUAGUAUUAAUGGUUCUCUUAUCCACCAUUGACAUCUUGUUGGCAAGGUACACGGUACUUCUUUUGAUGUUUUUGUGACUUGUGAUGUCUCUAAAUUUAAUCUCUCAAACAAUAUGCUACAAGUAUUCAGUCCCAGUAUCUGAAUGGAUUGGUAACAAGUUCACUUUGGGGACUUUGGGGAUAGCUUUCGGCUUAUUUGGUUAUAUGCGGGCAAA